Messenger RNA from Babesia bigemina, 3588 nucleotides. Its product is annotated as MIF4G domain containing protein, putative. The transcript has a single exon. Gene Ontology annotation, cellular component: eukaryotic translation initiation factor 4F complex. Gene Ontology annotation, molecular function: translation initiation factor activity; mRNA binding; protein binding. Lineage: Eukaryota; Apicomplexa; Aconoidasida; Piroplasmida; Babesiidae. The record is from RefSeq and is a predicted model, not a curated record. The coding region runs from base 1 to 3588 and encodes 1195 amino acids.
AUGACCUCCACGGACGAGCAAGAAAAGGCCAAGACGGCCGAAACCCGGACGUCUACUUUUAACCCGGACGCACCCGUGUUCAAACCCUCGCAACCCCGCCCGUCUGGCCAGCUCAACGCCAACGCACCUGAGUUCAUCCCUGGGCAGCUAGGUACGUACGAUGGAGGCAUUGGCUACGUCUCGGUACCCGAUGUCAAGCACGGCAAGGGGUACAACAAGGGUGGCUACCACAGGCCCAUAUCGUAUAUGCACCCUGCAGAUGGCCAGUACCCGCCGGCCUGGUCCCCUCCGCACCAGCAGUAUAUGCCGCUGUGGGUGCCUUGCCCGCAGGACAUGUACGGCGGCGCCCCGAUGUACGACUACGUGCCGUAUAGGUACGGUGGCGGCCGCGGGUACGAGGGUCCGGACGGGCAACCCAGGCCCAUGAGGGGCCCGAGACACGGCACCCCUACCGUCCAAGGUCACAAGCGAGAGGCGAGCGUUUCACAUGCCAUGGGCAUGCCGCCGCCACCUCACGGUCCUCCUAAACGCGUUGACCCCGUAGAUCGACGCAAGGAAAAUAAGGACCAGGGGAAGGUAUCGGAAGGAAAGGUUAAAGCUGAGCCCAAGGCAGUGACUAAGGAGCCCGCUGUACGAGUCCCCGAAGUGCUCGUUGCACCUAUCGCAACCCCGCCUCCAGACGCGAAACCCAAACAGUUCACGUGGGCCGACCGUUUCCGCCAAUCUAGUGUCAAGGAAGAGGCGCAGGACGUUCCCAAGGUGGAGGAAAGCAACCUCACCACGUCGAUUUGGAAGGGGCGCCCAACCUUCGCCGACAUGAUGAAGAAGGCUGCGGAAGCUGCACGUAAAGAGGAAGAGGUGAAAAUUGCAGUAGCGAAGGCGUCCGAAGCAGCGCAAAAGCUCGAGAUGGAAUCUGAGAGCCAAAAGUCGCCAGAGAAAAGUGCUCUGGGCGUCAGUCCCGAUGUUGCCUCAGAGCCUGCACGUGCAUCCGCUGCUUUAGCCACCGAUGAAAGAACCGUGGAUGUCGCCGAAGAUACGCUGCACAAAACCGCAAAAGCUAUAGUCGCUGAAAAUGAAGUAGUGGAAGUUCACGAUGAAACGCCCAACCACAGGCAGCCAAAGAGCGAACAAAUACCUGGUAAAGAUCAAAGGAUACCCGUUAAUCACAUUGACGUUUUACUUACCGCGGAACGCCAAAAGGGCGCCGUCGAAGUCAAGCCCGAACAACACAUUUUAACGAAACAGAUACCACGCGCUGAGGAGUCGAUACCAUCAAAGGAUCUGUCGGAACCGUUGCCGUCAACUCCAUCACCAGCUGUGCAGCCGGACAUGUCCUCGCACUCUUUCGAGUCUAAUCGGUCUGAAGGCGUAACGCCAUCCAACCGUGGCGUACCGUCAAGUCCGUCUGUGCACUCUCACGUGCUUGACGCGUCAAGGUUCGACAAGAUGAACGGCGUUAAAGCAACGACGCCUGAACUGUCUAAAGAUGAAGUCCAGAGUGCAGAAUAUGAUGCCAGUUUGGAUCAUUACCAGACGCUUGAGUCCUCUCCCCCGCAGAGUUCGAACGAGCUGCCAGAGCUAUCGGAAUCGGAGACAUCCGAACAGUGGCAUGAGAGCAGGGAGACAAUGCGCUCAAAGCAGUUGGAUGAUGCUGCAUCUAGCCCACUGGUUGACUCCGGUGACGAAGUUGAGGAGCCUAUCGCUGAUGCGUCCGAUGUGUCGGCAGCGGUAGCCACGCCGUCUGACAAGCUGGAGCCCGAGCCGUUUGCAAAGGUCAAGCAGUAUUCCCCACCUCCCAGCGACCUCGUAUUCCCGAUAGACACUUUAGUUAGGUGUGGAUUUGAAUUGAUGAGGGUAGGACUCGAGUUCAACUCUGAACUGGUUUUCUCGCUCAACAUUAAUAGGGACACCAAUGCCGGAACGGAAAAUCGCCGGACAGGUGGUGCGCGCUAUGAGGAGAAGAACUACGCCCAAAAAUACAAAGGCGACAACUGGGUGAUGCAGCGACGACAUGCAAAGCCAGAGCAAAGAGGCUUUGGUGGAUGGAACAAGUCUUCCAUGGAAUUUUCAAGAGAUCAGCUAGAGUCGUUAUCACGGCCACAGGCGUCCGAAUCCUCGUGGAUUCGUAAACAGGCCAAACUCAAGAUGGACAAGGAUCAUCAAUUGACGCGCAGACUCAUGGGUUUGCUCAACAGAUUAACGGUCGAAAAGUUCGACACAAUCUACAGACAGGUCUUGAUGAGCGGUGUGGAAACAGUGCAACAGGCGUUUAUGUUGGUGAAGAUCAUCUUCGAGAAGGCUAUCACGCAACACCACUUCAUCCCCAUGUACGUGGAGCUGUGCGCGAAGUUGUCUUGCGACCUGGACAACUUCCUCGCUGUUGACCCACAGCAGGGCUCCCAAAGCCAGCAGGACACACAAUCAACGGCUGCGGCGGGUGAACGCAAGGCAGCCAAGAGAAGCGAAUUCAUGAGGAUCCUGUUGAAUUGCUGUCAGGAUUCGUUUGAGAAUAACCUGAAACCGCUUGAGUUCCCACCCGAGCUUGAAGGUGAUGAUAAGUUCGAAUUCGAGCUCAAGUACAAGCACAGGAUGAGGGGAAAUAUGAUUUUCGUCGGUGAGCUCUUCAAGCAGAAGCUGCUGGCGGCGAAGUUGCUCAUUACCUGCCUGGACCAGGUGUUCGCCAAACGCAACGAAUGCAUCGCGUCCACCGGUAGCAUCGACACGGGCGACAACCACCUCGAGGGCAUGUGCACGCUGCUGCAAACCGUCGGGAAAUCGUUCGAUACCGAUAAGUGGAAGUACGCUUCCGAGCUGGAAAGGCGCAUUCAGAUGCUCACGGACCUGGGCAGGAAUCCCCAAAUAUGCUUCCGUAUAAGGUGUCUCAUCCAAAAUGUUUUGGACAGCAGGCACGAGAAGUGGGUGAAGUCGACGCCAUACAAGCUGGAGGGCCCGUGCAGAUUACAGGAGCUUCGAUCCAAGGUAAUGGAACAGGAGAAACAGCAAGAAGACCAUGCGUGGCGUACCAAGAGACGCGGUAAGAGCUACGAGGUCAGGGCGCCCUCGCCUAGGCAGCAAUCGCCCAAGUCAUCCGCAGCGCCGAACGUCCUGUCCGCGACGUCAAUACCACCUCCCAUGACGGCAGAUGAAUUGAAACGGCGCACCAGGGGCAUUGUGCGGGAGUUCGUGAUGUCACACGAUCCGAAGGAGGCAUCGCUUUGCGUCAGUGAACUGAACCUGCAACCGACGCGCGACUGGGAGCUAUAUGCCUACCUUUUCAGUGCCGCUCUGGAGGCAUGCGCUAAGUUGACGGCCGAUCAGGACAGGCGUAUUGUUGCGAAGUGGAUGACGGAUCUUGCUAUCGGAAGGUCAUCGCAAGACGCUCUUGUAAAGUGGUUGCACGGUUUCCUCAAGGACGAGCCGGCCGAUCAUGGAUAUUCCAUGAUGAUUGAGGACUACCCCGUUGUGCCCCUCAUGCUGAAGGAGCUUCUGAAUUGCAUGAAGGAGAGCUACAGCAACGUCCGUGGAUUCGCGGAGGUCGAGAAAAUCAUCGAAGGCGAAAUAUACCCGGCCGUAGGGUUGAUGGUGUAA